AUGCAAGGAAGGGCCAACAAAGCCAAAAAGGAGUUGGUGAUAGAGAGUCCGCAGCGGUAUAAGACGUCUCCCAUAACAGAAGUGGAGGAGGAUGCAGUGCCACAGGUGAAGCCAAAGAUGAUCGAGCCGCUGGACUAUGAGAACGUGCUGGUGCAGAGGAAGACCCAGAUCCUCAGUGAUGUCCUCCGAGACAUGCUGCAGUUCCCUCUGGAAGACUUUGAAAUCUCCACUUUGAGGCGGCAAGGAAGGACUGUUUUUUCAACCGUGCCUGAAAAAGCAGAGAGAGAAGCUCAAAGCCUGUUUGUCCAAGAGUGCAUAAAGACUUACAAGUCUGACUGGCAUGUUGUCAACUACAAGUAUGAGGACUAUUCCGGCGACUUCAGACAGCUGCCUGUCAAAGUAUCCAGACCUGACAAACUGGCCGUUCAUGUCUUUGAGGUGGACGAGGAUGUUGACAAAGAUGAGGACACCACCUCCUUAGGGUCUCAGAAGGGCGGGAUCACCAAACAUGGCUGGCUUUACAAAGGCAACAUGAACAGUGCCAUCAGCGUUACCAUGCGGUCCUUCAAGCGCCGGUAUUUCCAUCUAACCCAGUUGGGAGAUGGUUCCUAUAACCUCAACUUUUACAAGGAUGAGAAAAUCUCCAAAGAGCCCAAAGGAACCAUAUUUCUUGACUCCUGUAUGGGUGUAGUGCAGAAUACCAAAGUCAAGAGGUUUGCCUUUGAGCUGAAGAUGCAGGACAAGAGCACGUACUUACUGGCGGCGGAAGGGGAAGGGGAGAUGGACGAGUGGAUCAAUACCCUCAACAAGAUCCUCCACAGCAGCUUCGAGAUCGCCAUGCAGGAAAAGAGAAACGGGGACCUCCACGACGAUGAUGAUCUUGGAAAGUCUGACAGUUCCUCUGGCAGCAUGGACAGCUUCCAGAGCUCCAGAGACAUAGAGAAUAGACUGCGGAACGAGACACGGUUGAAGCUUUUCACACUGGACCCAGACACACAGAAACUAGAUUUCUCAGGAAUUGAACUAGACGUGAAGCAGUUUGAAGAGAAGUUUGGCAAACGCGUCCUGGUGAACUGCAACGACCUCUCCUUUAACCUGCAGAGCUGUGUGGCCGAGAACGAGGAGGGUCCCACCACCAACGUGGAGCCUUUCUACAUCACGUUGUCCCUGUUUGACAUCCAAAAUGGGCGGAAGAUCUCAUCUGACUUCCACGUAGACUUGAAUCACCCGUCGGUGAGAGGCAUGCUGCCCAGUAACACCAGUCAGUACAUAAACGGCGGCGGGGACAUCCAUACUGAGGUGCGCCUGGUCCACGGAGUCCCAGAGACCGUCAUGCAGUAUCCCAGACAGGGAGUUUUCUCGGUCACAUGCCCACAUCCAGACGUCUUUUUAGUGGCGAGAAUAGAGAAAGUUCUUCAAGGAGGAAUCAACCACUGCGCUGAGCCCUACAUGAAGAACUCAGACUCCACAAAGGUGGCACAGAAGGUUUUGAAAAAUGCCAAACUCGCAUGCAGCCGAUUAGGACAGUACAGGAUGCCUUUUGCCUGGGCAGCGAGGCCUCUGUUUAAAGACGCUUCAGGAACGCUGGAUAAAGGCGCUCGCUUCUCCGCGCUUUACAGACAAGACGCAAACAAACUGAGCAACGACAACAUGCUCAAACUGCUGGCAGACUUCAGAAAACCGGAGAAGAUGGCCAAGCUGCCUGUAAUCCUUGGAAAUCUUGACGUUACCAUUGACAACGUGGCCCCGGAUUCGACGAAUUGCGUUACCUCAUCCUUCAUUCCCGUGAAGCAGUUUGAUGUCAGCGAGAAGGCCACCAUUUUCUUUGAAGUGGAGGAGUUUAUUCCCUGCUUAGCCAAAUGUUCCCAGCCCUUUACAAUCUACAGCAAUCACCUCUACAUCUACCCAAAGUACCUGAAGUAUGACGGCCAGAAAUCAUUCGCAAAGGCGAGAAACAUAGCAGUAUGCAUUGAGUUUAGAGAUUCAGAUGAGGAAGACGCUGUGUCGCUAAAGUGCAUCUAUGGCCGACCGGGAGGGCCGCUGUUUACCAAAAAUGCCUUCGCUGCAGUGUUGCACCACCAGCAAAACCCAGAGUUUUACGAUGAGUUUAAAAUUGAGCUUCCAACUCAGCUCCAUGAGAAACACCACUUGCUCUUCACCUUCUACCACAUCAGCUGUGAGAGCAACAGCAAGGCCAGCACCAAAAAGAGGGAACUUGUCGAAACUCAAGUGGGUUACGCCUGGCUCCCGUUGCUGAGAGAUGGCCGUGUGAUCAUGAACGAAAGCCACAUCCCAGUCGCUGCCAACCUCCCCCCUGGAUACCUCAGCUGCCUGGAGGGGGCCAAGCACACAAACUCAGAGGUCAAAUGGGUGGAUGGAGGAAAAACACUAUUCAGGAUAUCAGCUCACUUAGUUUCUACAAUCUACACUCAGGAUCAACAUUUGCACAAUUUCUUUCAUCACUGUCAGAGCCAUAAAUCUGCAUCCCCGGUCUCAGGAGGACAAUUAGUAAAAUACCUAAAGAGUCUACAUGCAAUGGAGGCUCAUGUAAUGAUCAAGUUCCUGCCCACCGUCUUGAAUCAGCUGUUCCGGGUGCUGACCACUGCCACCCAGGAGGACGUGGCUGUCAACGUGACCAGGGUCAUGAUUCAUAUCGUCGCCCAGUGCCAUGAGGAAGGCUUGGAUCAUUACUUGAGAUCUUAUGUGAAGUACGUAUUCAAGACUGAGCCAUUCACGUCAGCCAACGACAGAACCAUCCACGAGGAGCUGGCCAAAGCCAUGACGGCCAUCUUGAAACCCUCCACUGACUUCCUCACAAGCAACAAGCUGCUGAAGUACUCCUGGUAUUUCUUUGAAGCUCUGGUGAAGUCCAUGGCUCAGUAUUUGAUUGAGAGCUCUAAGGUGAAGCUUUCGAGAAAUCAGCGUUUUUCUGCACCCUUCCAUCACACUGUGGAAACUCUGGUCAAUAUGAUGAUGCCACAUAUCACCCAGAAAUACAAAGACAACCUGGAUGCAGCCAGAAACGCCAACCACAGCCUCGCCGUCUUCAUCAAGAGAUGUUUUAAUCUCAUGGACAGAGGCUUUAUCUUCAAGCAAAUCAACAAUUACAUGAACUGUUUUGUGCCCGGAGACCCGAAGACGCUGUUUGAGUUCAAGUUUGACUUUCUCCGCGUAGUGUGCAACCAUGAACACUAUGUGCCACUGAACUUACCCAUACCGUUUGGAAAAGGAAGGAUAAUGAGAUUUCAAGACUUCCAGCUGGACUACUCUCUAACAGACGACUUCUGUAAAAACCACUUCCUGGUGGGACUGCUUCUGCGUGAGGUCUGUGCGGCGCUGCAGGAGUUCAGGGAAAUCCGUCAGAUCUCGAUCCAUGUGCUGAAGAACCUGAUGAUCAAACACACUUUUGAUGACCGCUACACCUCCAAGAGCCAACAAGCCAGACUGGCCACGCUUUACCUCCCCUUGUUCGGCCUGCUUCAGGAGAGCGUCAACAGGCUCAAUGUGAUAGACGUUUCCCCCUGUAUCGUCAAUCAUUCUAACAAUAACGGGAAAGAGGAGUCUGUCUUCACAAAUGCUAUGACGACCCCUCCCAGAUCCAGCACAUUUAUGGACACCAGUUUGCACAAAGAUGUUUUUGGAGCCAUCUCUGCAGCCUCACCUCACACCGCGUCCACUCCCAAUAUUUCCCUGGUUCGAAAUGCAGAUUCCCGAGGAUCUCUCAUCAGCACCGACUCUAUGAACAGUCUGCUGGAGCGGAGCAACGAUAAAAGCAACUCACUAGACAAGAACCAGAACACAGCCUCAGUAGGAAACCCGCUCUUGAGAGGCGACAAACUGGAUCAGACGGAGAUCAAGAGCCUGCUCAUGUGCUUCCUGCAUGUGCUGAAGAGUAUGUCUGAAGAUGCUCUGUUCACGUACUGGAACAAAGCCUCUGCUGCUGAUCUGAUGGACUUCUUCACCUUGUUAGAAAUAUGCCUUCAUCAGUUCAAAUACAUGGGGAAGAGAUACAUAGCAAGGAACCAGGACGGGGCAGGACCUGUAGCACAUGAGCGCAAGUCUCAGACCCUCCCUGUGUCCCGUAACAGAGCAGGAGUGAUGCAUGCGCGUUUACAGCAGCUCAACAGUCUGGACAACUCCUACACUUUCAACCACACGUAUAGUCACUCAGAUGCAGAUGUGUUAAACCAGUCGCUCCUGGAGGCCAACAUUGCCACUGAGGUCUGCCUUACUGUCCUGGACACACUCAGCGUCUUCAUCAUGGGGUUCAAGACACAGCUAUGCUCAGACCAUGGCCACAGUCCACUUAUGAAGAAGGUUUUUGAAGUUCACCUCUGUUUUUUGAGGAUCAACCAAUCAGAAACUGCACUGAAACAAGUCUUUACCUCUCUGCGCACUUUCAUUUAUAAGUUUCCCUGCACUUUCUUUGAAGGGCGUGCAGACAUGUGUGCCGCUUUCUGCUAUGAAAUCCUCAAGUGUUGCAACUCCAAGCUGAGCUCUAUACGCAGCGACGCGGCUCAUCUGCUCUAUUUCCUGAUGAAGAGCAACUUUGACUACACCGGCCGCAAGUCUUUUGUCCGAACGCACUUACAGGUGGUGAUAGCUGUCAGUCAGCUGAUCGCAGAUGUCAUUGGAAUAGGAAGCACCCGGUUCCAGCAAUCGUUGUCAAUUAUUAAUAACUGCGCCAACAGUGACAAAACUAUCAAGAACACAGCUUUCCCAUCGGACGUAAAGGACUUGACUAAGCGCAUCAGGACAGUGCUGAUGGCAACAGCGCAGAUGAAGGAGCACGAGAGAGACCCAGAGAUGCUGGUGGACCUGCAGUACAGUCUGGCCAAGUCCUAUGCCAGUACUCCAGAGCUGCGUAAGACCUGGUUAGACAGCAUGGCCCGCAUCCACGUGAAGAACGGAGAUCUCUCUGAGGCGGCCAUGUGCUAUGUGCAUGUGGCAGCACUGGUAGCAGAAUACCUAGAGAGAAAAGGCAUGUUCAAACAGGGUUGUUCAGCUUUCCGUGUUGUGACUCCAAAUAUCGACGAAGAAGCAGCAAUGAUGGAAGAUGUCGGGAUGCAGGACGUCCACUUCAAUGAGGACGUUCUGAUGGAGCUGUUGGAGGAGUGCGCAGACGGACUGUGGAAAGCAGAGCGCUACGAACUUAUUUCUGAUAUCUACAAACUUAUAAUCCCCAUUUAUGAGAAGCGCAGGGACUUUGAGAAACUCGCCCAUCUGUACGACACACUCCAUCGGGCCUACAGCAAAGUCACAGAGGUCAUGCACACUGGAAAGAGACUAUUGGGAACCUAUUUCAGAGUGGCCUUUUUUGGUCAGCAUUACCAGUUUACUGAUUCAGAUGUGGAGGGCUUUUUUGAGGAUGAAGACGGCAAGGAAUACAUCUACAAAGAACCCAAAUUCACCCCUCUUGCUGAAAUAUCCCAACGACUGCUGAAGCUGUAUUCUGACAAGUUUGGACCAGAGAAUGUAAAGAUGAUUCAGGAUUCUGGCCGGAUUAACCCCAAAGACCUGGACUCCAAAUACGCGUACAUCCAGGUGACGCAUGUGACGCCGUUCUUGGACGAGAAGGAGGUGGGCGACAGGAAGACGGAGUUUGAAAAGAGCCACAACAUUCGCAGAUUUGUUUUCGAGAUGCCGUUCACCGUCUCGGGCAAACGUCAGGGCGGCGUGGAGGAGCAGUGCAAACGCAGGACCAUACUGACCACCACGCACUGCUUCCCGUACGUAAAGAAGCGCAUCGCCAUCAUGUACCAGCACCACACAGACCUGAGCCCCAUCGAAGUGGCCAUAGACGAGAUGAGUAAGAAGGUGGCUGAGAUCAAGCAGCUGUGCUCCUCCAGUGACGUGGACAUGAUCCGCUUACAGCUCAAGCUCCAGGGCAGCAUCAGUGUCCAGGUGAACGCCGGGCCGCUGGCAUAUGCACGAGCUUUUCUGGAUGACUCCUGUGCCAAGAAAUAUCCAGAUAAUAAAGUCAAGCAGCUCAAAGAGGUCUUCAGGCACUUUGUGGAGGCGUGCGGACAGGGUUUGGGAAUCAACGAGCGACUGAUCAAAGAGGACCAGCAGGAGUACCACGACGAGAUGAAGGCCAACUACAGAGACCUGGCUCGAGAGCUGUCAAUCAUCAUGCACGAGCAAAUCAGUCCAGUGGAAGAUGGCAUGAAGAGCGUUCUGCCUGACUCUCUGCACAUUUUCAACGCCAUCAGUGGGACCCCGACCAGCGCCACCAUCCAGGGCAUCCCCAGCUCCUCCUCCGUGGUGUGA
Knipowitschia caucasica is the source of this 6270-nucleotide messenger RNA. Lineage: Eukaryota; Metazoa; Chordata; Actinopteri; Gobiiformes; Gobiidae. The record is from the annotation of a GenBank genome assembly.